CCCUUCAUUGGCUUUGAGCUCGAGAUGGAUUUGACGUACCAGAGCAGCAGAGGCUAAAGCGGAUAGCCAAACAAGAAGCCCAAUAUUUUACUAACGUUACACCUUAAAGCAAUCAUGGACGUAGUGUCGGAAACGGAUCGCCGCGGGGGUGUCGAUAUCGAGGAGUAAUAUUCUCUCAUUCAUCCAGUAUCAGUUGUCGAUGAACUUAUAAGACCGACUAUAAGCUUUGUGCAGGGAAACAAUAAUAAUCAAACGACACGGAAGGAAGACAAACACAGAGAAAAGCGUCUGCUCUCCCCCUUUCAUCCAUGCAUGUCUCAACGUUUGAGGUUUAAAACAACAUGUCCUGCUCUGGCAACCUCAUUUGGGAUGUAAGAAAACGCACCAUUGGAUGCACAGAUCCAUUUGCGGUCAGGACAAAAUAUUUAGGGAGAAAAGAGUUUGUGCAACGACUGAAGCUUGAAUCCGUUCUCAGUGUGCACGAUGGAUGUGUUAACACCAUAUCCUGGAAUGAAACCGGAGAAUACAUCUUAUCAGGCUCCGAUGACACCAACUUGGUUAUCACAAACCCUUACAACAGAAAGGUCAAGACGACUAUUCGUUCAGGACAUCGGGCCAACAUCUUCAGCGCUAAGUUCAUGCCCCACACUAACGAUCAACAGAUUGUGUCCUGCUCAGGAGACGGCAUCAUUUUCUACACGCACACAGAAAAGAGCCAAGAAAUCAACAGACAGUGCCAGUUCACAUGCCACUAUGGCACUGCUUAUGAGAUAAUGACGGUGCCAAAUGACCCCUAUACCUUCUUGUCCUGUGGAGAAGAUGGUACAGUGAGGUGGUUUGACUUGCGGAUGAAGACGAGCUGCACAAAGGAGGACUGUAAAGAUGACAUUUUGAUUAAUUGCCGGAGAGCCGCUACCUCAAUAUCCAUUUGCCCCCUAGUCCCCUACUAUCUUGCUGUGGGCUGUUCAGAUAGCUCCGUGAGGAUCUACGACAGAAGAAUGCUGGGAACAAGAGCUACGGGUAACUACAUGGGCAGAGGGACGACCGGCAUGUGCGUGCGUUUUGUCCCAGCCCACCUGUCCACCAAAUCCUGUCGGGUCACCUCUCUGUGUUACAGUGAAGAUGGACAAGAAGUGCUAGUCAGUUACUCCUCUGACUACAUCUACCUGUUUGACCCCAAAGAUGAUCAGGCCAGAGAGCUCAAGGGCCCUUCUGAAGAGCGGCGAGAGGAGCUGAGGCAGCCACCGGUCAAACGUUUGCGUCUGAGAGGGGACUGGUCAGACACUGGACCGCGUGCUCGGCCUGAGAGCGAGAGGGAGCGCGAUGGAGAGCAGAGUCCAAAUGUAUCGCUCAUGCAGAGGAUGUCAGACAUGUUGUCACGCUGGUUCGAAGAGGCCAGCGAGGCCCAGAGCAGCAGAGCACGUCCUCAAACCCGACCCAGAGGUAUAACAGGUGCAGCAGCUCGACCAGAAGGGACGUUUGCGCCCUCGGAGACGCACACUGAGACACAGGAGCCUGCUGUGGUGUCGGCUGAAAGACUGAUGGAGGUGGAGACGCCUGCCACCGAUGCUGCUCCUACUGCACCUGCAGAGCCUCUCCCCAAGUCCGUCUCCUCCUCUUCCUCCUCAGGCUCCUCCUGCACGGUGACAGCUCCUCCCCCAUCUAGCUCCUCCUCCAUGGAGAGCGGCGCAUCCUCCUCUCUCCUCUCCUCCCCAGACAGAGAGCAGAAGAGCCAGGAUGAGGUUACGCCCACUCCCUCGGCCACACCCACUCCUUUAGCCACACCCACCCCAUCUAGAGAGGCAGCUUUAUCUGAAUAUGGUCCUCACCGGCUGCCGGUAAGUUUAGUGUGUAGACGUUUGCAGAGACUGCUUCUCUUGAACGACCCCCCUGGACAGGGCAGACGCACAAUGCCUUCUAUACCCGUGACCUCCAGCCCAGGGAGCUCAGCCCACCCGGCUCCUGCUGCUGCUGCUGCUGCUGCUUCUGACACAAGCCCUCCUGCAGAUUCUCCCUCAUCUGUGGUAAACAAACAGCUCGGAUCCAUGAGUCUGGAUGAGGAGCGGGGAGGUGCAGGAUCAGCAGGACAUGUAAUCGGUGAUCAGAGUGCAAGUAUCAGUGAAGCGUCCCGAGAGACUACAGAAACCGUGCCAUCCACAUCAGCGCCCUCACUUGGCACUAGCGUCCCUCCUCCAGGGCCUGGCCGGACGGGCACAGCAGAACCGGUCCUUAGCCUGCACUACAGCACUGAAGGCACCACCACUAGCACCAUCAAACUGGACUUCACCGAUGAGUGGAGCAGCCCAGCGUCCAGUGCCAAGGGCGGCUGUGGAGGACACAAGCCUGUGGAGAGCCAGCCCAUGGGACAAACCUCAGUGCAGAGGUCAAUCCCACCCUCAGAGAAGCAACCCACACCCGAUGGGGCGCAAACUGCUGACAGUGGCAAUGAAAAGCCCUCCAUCAGCUCUGAAAACAACACACCACCAGCGGCACCACUAGAGGGGCUGUCUACUGAAGACACAGCUCAUCCCAGCGCACCCCGUCCCUCGGAGGAGCUCCAGGCUGCUGGUUCGGAGGACUGCAGGAGGAGCGAGACCGCAGGAACGGGCGGUCAGGGUUCGACUCAACCCCCUCGAAAUAAUCAGGACUCUGAUGACAGUGACGACGACCCGAUCCUUAUCCCUUCUGCCAGGUACAGAGGAGGUCAGGGACAGAGAUUUAAUUUCAGAGGAUCAGCUGUAGGUGAUAGGAUGAUAAGACGCUCUGCCGCGGCCCGCAUCCAGGAGCUGUUCCGCAGGAGAAAAGAAAGACGUGAGAUGGAGGAGAGUGAGACUCAGAACAUCAGGAGACCCUCUGUCAAGAUGAUGUAUAAGGGCCACCGCAACUCCAGGACCAUGAUUAAGGAGUCGUGUUUCUGGGGGAAUAACUUUGUGAUGAGCGGCUCGGAUUGUGGCCACAUCUUCAUCUGGGACAGACACACAGGAGAGCACCUGAUGCUGCUGGAGGCCGACAACCAUGUGGUCAACUGCCUGCAGCCUCACCCCUUUGACCCCAUUCUUGCUUCAUCUGGAAUUGACUAUGACAUUAAGCUGUGGUCGCCUUUAGAACAGUCACCGUCAUUUAACAGAGUCCUUGCUGAUGAGGUGAUUGCUCGUAAUGAGUUAAUGCUGGAAGAGACGAGAAACACCAUCACCGUCCCUGCUUCCUUCAUGCUCCGAAUGCUGGCAUCAUUAAAUCACAUCAGAACAGACCGUGUGGAGGGUGACCGUUCAGAAGGAUCUGGACAGGAGAACGAGGAUGAACAGUAGCCCUCCUGCUAAAAGUGAAUGGUUUUUUGCUACAGUGCACUUGAGCAUUUGAGAUUUGUACAAGUUACAAAAUAGAGUAUUUCCUUAUUAGUUCAGUUUUUGGCAUUGUUAUUUUUUAAUGAGACUUUUCUAACUAAUUACUCUAUAUGAGAGUAAACUGCGUCUGGGGAGUUCAUGCAAAUAAGAUAUGUAAGAAAUCAAAAGACGGGACUAGACGGCUGGUGCUUGAGAGUAUUUAAGUGCAAUAUUAAUUUGUUAAAUCAAAUGGUUGAGCUUUGAACGGUGUUAAGUGUGAAAUCUUAUUGUAGCCUCAAAUGAAGAACUCAGAUGUUUGUAUACCACGAAUUAUGCAUGUCAAACAUGAGUUUGCUGAAAACAUGUUCUCUUAGUCUCUAACAAUGUUGUGUAUAAAAAUGGCUCUUUUUUUGUCAUUACUAAAUCUUGACAUCUUCUGCCUAACCCCAAUUACAGGUACUUCUUGCAAUAUUUCAUUAUCCAAAACAGGCACUAUACAUUGUUACACUGAGGGAUGUUUAUGAAAAUUUAUUAAAAUGAGAACCAUUUUUAA
Messenger RNA from Pimephales promelas (fathead minnow), 3876 nucleotides. RefSeq names its product ddb1 and cul4 associated factor 6 (gene dcaf6). Gene Ontology annotation, cellular component: Cul4-RING E3 ubiquitin ligase complex; cytoplasm. Lineage: Eukaryota; Metazoa; Chordata; Actinopteri; Cypriniformes; Leuciscidae. The record is from RefSeq and is a predicted model, not a curated record. Gene Ontology annotation, molecular function: protein binding. Gene Ontology annotation, biological process: positive regulation of transcription by RNA polymerase II.